GUCUAAAUCUAAGUGCAUCGAGAUUUCCUUUCACGACGAAAGUGCGAACAAGGUCAAACAAAACCUGCAAUCCAAAAUGGAAAGCAGUAGCGACCUAGCAGACAUCAAGAUGAUGCUUGCGGCGCUAAUGCAGGGAAUGGAUGACAGGAAGGGGAAGACUCAAGUCGUGGAGCCUAAGCAAGAGAAGCCGUCCGCAGAGUCCGAAGGUGUUGAAGGGGAAGAAGAUGUCGAUAUCGUGCAGCAUGAAACGAACGCAGAGGAGGAUGAAGGUGACGGAGGCGGCUUGGCUGCAUGCAUGAAGAUGCGCCAAGACUUCUACGUUUCUUUGCAUUACACGCGUGUGCAGGAGAUGUGCAAACAGAAGAAUAUUCAGUAUUUAAGGAAGGAUAUUGGUGCUUGGGAGCUUACACGGCUGGACUUACAAGAGUAUGUAGACAUGCUCAAAGGAGGCAAGCCCCGACCAGCGGGUGAACCAUCCAGCGCCAAUGGUGUGAAUGAAGGCGAAAGCAUUGAGAUGAAUUAUGUCGCUGAGGACCCUGUAAAGGGAAACUGGGACUUGGUAGCAUUCGGUCCCUCCAGAGAGCGGCGCGUCGAAUACAGCGCCUCAAGAGCGAUGUGGGCGGGCAGAUUAACAUACUGCUUGACUGGAUCCACACCCUAAUCAUUUUGCUUGCUUGUUUGAGGGGUGACCUUGCGUGGGGGAAUGCAUAUCCAAGGUUUUGGUUCAGACUGCGA
Messenger RNA from Chara braunii, 735 nucleotides. NCBI's taxonomy places the organism in Eukaryota, Viridiplantae, Streptophyta, Charophyceae, Charales, Characeae. The record is from the annotation of a GenBank genome assembly.